Molecule: messenger RNA, 1521 nt
Organism: Diaporthe citri
Lineage: Eukaryota; Fungi; Ascomycota; Sordariomycetes; Diaporthales; Diaporthaceae
Exons: 3
Coding region: 1-1521 (506 amino acids)
Source: RefSeq, a predicted model, not a curated record
AUGGCGUCAACCCCAGGCGUCUCUGACCCCCCAGAUCACCCCUCCUCCUCAGUCGGCUCGACCAUCAACUCCGGCAGUGAUGGCUUUGACACACCCUCCCGUUCUGAGUCGCGCGAGAGUAGCCCUGGCCCUCUCGUAAUCGACGACGGAGUUAGUAACCCUUUUCCUCAUUUUUUCAGUCUCACCCACGGUACUUCUACUUCCAACAUCGGCGACGGUGAGGACAUGACCGAAGAGGAAUUCUUUGCCCAGCUCGGUGAGGAGGUUCCAGAGUGGGCAAAACGACCCCCUUCUGCCGAGCCACAGGUCCAAGACGACGGAUUCCCAGAUCUCCUCGAGGAGGACCUCGAAGCACAACUCGACGCUGAGCUCGGAGCAGCAGCCGGCAACGGAUCCAUGGAUAUCUCCGAGGGUGACCUUGAAGCACAGCUCGAGGCCGAACUCGCAGCGGGAGACAACGGCGGCCUCAUAGAACUUUGCGAGGACGAUCUCGAGGCACAACUAAACGCCGAACUUGAAGCAGAAGCCCACCAGGAGAUGGCAGCUAAGGCUGCACGACGCGAGGCCAAUCUUCAAGAGGAGAUGCGGAUCGCUGCUGAGAAAGCAGCACUGGCGGUUCCAUGCGACCAGAGAGACGAUUCGCCUUUCUCCUCUGAAGACGAGCUCCAGGCCGAGCUGAAUGCAGGCGACGCUGCCGAUGAAUUUCUCAGCGAUGUCAAUGACAGAAUCGCGGUAAUGAUGAUGCUCAAAUCAAAGGUUGACUGCCUCACAGUGAGACAAUACUCCUCCAGACGACCCAACAAGAAGGUAAAGACGACUCCUACUGGGACGCCGAAAGCUCGCGUUAGUCGCGGCCAGGCACCACCGAUGCGCAGGACGGACGAGCUGCCAGAGCUGUACCAUCACGGUGCACCCAACUGGGCUCUUUUGAGGAAGCACAUGAACCUGAGCACGCGUGUUGACCUGAACACCUGCUACCGGUCACUGGGUCUUGACGUCGGACGAGGCAAGGCAGUCUACGAGAGCCUGAAGGAAUACUUGCGAAUCCCCGGCAACUCUGUCGACCUCUCCGCCAAAGACGUCGAGAGCGAGGAUGCCAAGAGAAUCAUCGCCACCAUCGCCCACAAGCUCCUCGUCGACCAGCGCUGGGGUCAGACCUACUUCAACCGGCCCUCUCUGGCGGCUGACUGCAAGUCCAUCACCUUCGAAGGCGGCUCCACCGAGGUCUUCCUCGAGUUCACCUCCCUUGUCUACAAGGCUAUGAAACUUGAAGAGAAGCGGAAGAAGGGAAAGGCCAAGCAGCAGGAGGAGACGGCCGCGCGCGAGGUCGUCCAGCACCCGACGUCCGAGGCCUUCGCCACCUCGACAUACCGCUCGCCACAGCAGGCGCCCUCCACCCAAAGCGCAGCGGAGAGGCCGCUCCCCGUUGUCAUGCUGCACCCGCCGCCGCGGCGGAGGCAGGCGGCCAUCAACGGUGUGGUCAUUGCGCCCUGCUCCGUCGCGCGGGCGAGGCCUUCGUAG